Molecule: messenger RNA, 842 nt
Organism: Salvia hispanica
Lineage: Eukaryota; Viridiplantae; Streptophyta; Magnoliopsida; Lamiales; Lamiaceae
Product: AIG2-like (avirulence induced gene) family protein
Cellular component (GO): cytosol
Molecular function (GO): gamma-glutamylaminecyclotransferase activity
Source: RefSeq, a predicted model, not a curated record
UAUAUAUAUAGAGAGAGAGCCGCAGCGGAGCAAUGAUUUCAAUGGUAAAUUACCGUACGAAAACAUCAUAAUUCUCUCAAAUAAAGAGAGAGAAAUCGAAAUCUCCACAAUUCCCGAAGCAAGCAAAAAGCGAAUUCCGCCAUGGGAGUGCCGGCCGCGGCGACGCUGAUAUUCACCUACGGCACUCUGAAGCAGGGCUUCUCCAACCACAACCUCCUCCAGGACCUCAUCUCCUCCGGCGACGCCGCCUUCGCCGGCUCCGGCCGCACCGCCCUCCGCCUCCCCCUCGUCUGCGGCCCCUUCCGCGUCCCCUUCCUCCUCGACCUCCCCGGCCGCGGCCACCGCGUCUCCGGCGAGCUCUACGCCGUCUCCGCCGCCGCGCUCGCCCGGAUGGACGACCUCGAGGGGAUCUCGCGCGGCCACUACGAGCGCCGCCCGAUCCAGAUCCAGAUCCACACCGACGACGACGCCGACACGGCGAUCGUCGACGCGGAGGCCUACUACGCGCACCGGAGCUACGCGGAGGCGAUGUGGCGGAGGAACGGCGGCGGCGGAGGAGAGGAGGAGGCGUAUAACUGCUACACGGAGAAGGCGGCGAGGGGAUACGUGAAGCGUAAGGAUCGGCCGCAGCAUCUCACAUUUCUCGAUCAAAUUCGCCUCUUUGUUUCGUCCGGUUCGGAUCCGGCCCACCCCGAACCCGUCCUUCUCUAGGAUCCGGGUCGGCCUCCUAUUUUCAUGUUUUUUUUUUUUUUGCUUCCACAAAUUUCUGUUUCUUUUUAUUGUUGGAUGAUUAAUUAAGAAAGGAACGGAAAAGACGUAAAGAAAUAUGCUUUUGAGGCAAA